Puccinia graminis f. sp. tritici CRL 75-36-700-3 is the source of this 5668-nucleotide messenger RNA. RefSeq names its product 1,3-beta-glucan synthase component FKS1. Bases 751 to 4962 code for a protein of 1403 amino acids. NCBI's taxonomy places the organism in Eukaryota, Fungi, Basidiomycota, Pucciniomycetes, Pucciniales, Pucciniaceae. Gene Ontology annotation, biological process: fungal-type cell wall polysaccharide biosynthetic process; (1->3)-beta-D-glucan biosynthetic process. Gene Ontology annotation, cellular component: 1,3-beta-D-glucan synthase complex; plasma membrane. The transcript is spliced from 11 exons. The record is from RefSeq and is a predicted model, not a curated record. Gene Ontology annotation, molecular function: 1,3-beta-D-glucan synthase activity.
CUCCGACUCGCAGAUCCCCUUGAGUAAGGAGGAAAUCGAAGAUGUCUUUAUCGACCUCGCAAACAAAUUUGGCUUCCAGCGGGAUUCGAUGAGGAACGUCUACGAUCAUCUCAUGAUUCAACUUGAUUCAAGGGCCUCUCGAAUGUCACCCUCUCAAGCUUUGUUGACCCUACAUGCAGAUUACAUUGGCGGAGAACAUGCCAACUAUCGUAAAUGGUACUUUGCGGCUCAACUCGAUCUUGACGAUGCCAUUGGCCAAACUUCCAAUACCAUCCUCGGUACUACCGCCGCUUCCAAGCUCAAAUCAGCAUCAGCCAAAUCACUCGAAUCUGCUCGUAAUCGAUGGCGCCAAGCAAUGUCAAACAUGUCAUCGUACGAUCGCAUGCGCCAGCUGGCACUCUAUCUCUUAUGCUGGGGCGAAGCUGCUCAAGUCCGAUUCAUGCCAGAGUGUUUGUGCUUCAUCUUCAAAUGUGCCGACGACUAUUACCGCUCGAGUGAAUGUCAAAAUAGAAUCGAACCUGUCCCCGAAGGACUCUAUCUCCGUGCCGUCAUACGCCCGUUGUACAGGUUCUUCAGGGAUCAAGGAUACGAAUUCAUUGAUGGUGUCUAUCUGCGUCGGGGAAAGGGAUCACCACGAAAAUCAUUGGAUAUGAUGAUUUUAACUCCUUGUUUUGGUACCCCGAAGGCAUUGCCAAAAUCACUCUCAAUGACAGAACUCGAUUGAUAGAUAUUCCUCUUGCGCAGCGAUACAUGAAGUUUGAUAAGAUCGAGUGGCGUCAAGCGUUCUUCAAAACGUAUCUUGAAAAGCGAUCUUUUGGACACAUGAUUGUCAACUUCAACCGAAUUUGGGUAUUACACAUAAGUGUGUAUUGGUAUUUCACCGCUUACAACGCACCUUCUAUCUACACCUUGCCUAAUCAACGAGCACCAGCCAAAGCCAUGCAAUGGUCCGCUGUAGCGCUGGGGGGAGCCGUAUCAACUUUAAUCAUGAUCAUUGCAACCAUGAUUGAAUUUUCAUAUGUUCCCACGACCUGGAAUAAUACCUCCCAUCUCGCUCGAAGAGGCACCUUCCUUCUGCUCACCCUCGCUCUCACCGCUGGACCCACCGUAUACAUUGCCGGCUUUGAUCGUGACUCUUCUACUGCUUGGAUCCUCUCUAUGGUCCAGUUUGGAAUAUCGGUGGUGGCCACGAUCUUGUUUUCUAUCGUCCCUUCAGCCAGAAUGUUUGGCGAUAAGGUCUCCGGUCAGGCGCGCAAGUAUCUAGCAAAUCAAACUUUCACCGCAUCCUAUCCUAAGCUGGAAAACGCCUCGCGAGCUGCUUCGAUUGCACUAUGGUCCCUCGUGUUCUCCUGCAAGUUUGUGGAAUCCUACUUCUUCUUGACUCUCAGUUUCGAGAAUCCCAUUCAGGUCAUGGUUGGUAUGAAAGUUCAAGGCUGUAGCGACAAGAUAUUUGGAUCUGUUCUUUGUCGUAAUCAACCUGCAUUUGCUUUGACUGUGAUGUUUGUCAUGGAUCUCACCCUGUUCUUCUUGGAUACAUUCUUAUGGUAUGUUAUCUGGAAUACGGUUUUCUCCAUCGCCAGAUCGUUUUCCUUGGGCCUCUCGAUCUGGACACCUUGGUCGGACAUUUUCACAAGGCUACCCAAGCGAAUCUAUGCCAAAGUCCUAGCCACGUCUGAGAUGCAAGCCCGAUACAAGCCCAAGGUUUUGGUCUCUCAAAUCUGGAAUGCCAUCAUAAUCUCGAUGUAUCGGGAACAUCUCCUAAGUAUCGAUCACGUUCAAAGGUUGCUAUAUCACCAAGUUCCUAGCGAGAACGAAGGCAAACGAACGCUGCGGGCUCCGAUGUUUUUCAUCUCUCAAGAGGAUAAAGGACUCAAGUCGGAAUUCUUCCCUCCAGGAAGUGAAGCCGAAAGAAGAAUUUCAUUCUUUGCCCAAUCACUAACAACAUCUAUCCCUGAACCACUCCCGGUCGAUGCUAUGCCCACUUUCACCGUUUUGACACCUCACUAUUCUGAGAAAAUUUUGCUCUCCUUGAGAGAAAUCAUUCGAGAAGAAGAUCAAAACGCCCGUGUCACAUUACUAGAGUAUCUGAAACAGCUUCAUCCAGUCGAAUGGGACAAUUUUGUUCGAGACACCAAGAUUCUAGCUGAAGAAGCCAACGUCUUCCCCUCUUACGCGUUUGCAAAUGGUCAAGGCAACACCAAUUCGAGCGAUGAGAAGGUUGAAAAGAAGAAGAAAACAGACGACAUUCCAUUUUACACCAUUGGAUUCAAAUCCGCCGCCCCUGAAUACACCCUCCGAACACGCAUUUGGGCGUCUUUAAGAGCUCAGACCUUGUACCGAACAGUCUCUGGAUUUAUGAAUUACUCCAAAGCCAUCAAGUUGCUCUAUCGUGUCGAAAACCCGGAGGUAGUUCAGCUGUACGGUGGAAACACUGAAAAACUUGAGCGUGAAUUGGAACGAAUGUCGAGGCGUAAAUUCCGAUUUGUUGUUUCUAUGCAACGAUACUCCAAAUUCAGCAAGGAAGAGGUCGAAAACACCGAAUUCUUGCUAAGAGCCUACCCAGAUUUGCAGAUCGCAUAUCUGGAAGAAGAUCGCGAAAGGAAGGAAGGAGGUGAAACAAGGAUUUACUCCGCACUGAUUGAUGGUCAUUCUGAGAUUCUUCCGGACGGUCGAAGACGACCGAAGUUCCGAGUCGAACUACCGGGUAACCCGAUUUUGGGUGAUGGAAAGUCGGACAAUCAGAAUCAUUCAAUUAUCUUUCAUCGAGGUGAAUACGUGCAACUGAUUGAUGCCAAUCAAGAUAAUUAUCUCGAAGAAUGUCUCAAGAUCCGUAACAUGCUGGGAGAGUUCGAAGAUUUCCAUGUUUCCAAUCAGUCUCCUUAUUCGGCCGCUGGUGCUAAAGAAUUCUGCAAAUUUCCCGUUGCUAUCGUUGGUGCCCGUGAAUACAUCUUUUCGGAAAACAUCGGAGUGUUGGGUGAUGUCGCAGCUGGCAAAGAGCAAACCUUCGGUACCCUGGCUGCUCGAUCACUUUCCUUCAUUGGCGGAAAACUACAUUAUGGACAUCCGGAUUUUUUGAACGCCAUUUUUAUGACCACACGUGGUGGGGUUUCAAAAGCACAAAAAGGUCUUCAUCUGUCCGAAGAUAUCUACGCUGGUAUGAACGCCUUUGGACGAGGUGGUAGGAUCAAGCAUACAGAGUACUAUCAAUGUGGUAAAGGUCGAGAUCUCGGUUUUGGGACGAUUCUCAACUUUCAAACUAAGGUCGGCACUGGUAUGGGUGAACAAAUGUUGUCCAGAGAGUACUACUAUCUGGGAACUCAACUCCCACUAGAUCGUUUUUUGACAUUUUACUACGCUCAUCCUGGAUUCUUCAUCAACAACAUGCUCGUUAUUUUCGCUGUUCAAUGUUUCAUGUUUACCAUGGUGUUCCUCGGAACACUCAAUAGCUCACUAACUAUUUGUAAGUACAAUUCGGAGGGCCAGUUCGUCGGAUCCCCGGGUUGUUACAACCUUGUCCCUACGUAUGACUGGAUCAAACGAUGUAUCGUGUCUAUAUUUAUCGUAUUUUUCAUUGCCUUUUUGCCCCUGUUCUUGCAAGAAUUGACGGAGAGAGGCGUAAUCUCAGCAAUCAUUCGUCUCGGCAAGCAGCUGGGCUCCUGUUCACCAGUCUUCGAGGUCUUCAGUACUCAAAUCCAGUCGCAUGCAUUAUUGACGGACAUGACCUUUGGUGGCGCACGUUAUAUCGCUACCGGACGAGGGUUUGCUACCACCCGGAUCUCGUUCGCAAUUCUGUACUCUCGUUUUGCUGGGCCUAGUAUUUAUCUCGGGAUGAGAACACUCUGCCUAUUGUUGUAUGUGACGAUGAGUUUAUGGAUGCCGGCGAUUAUCUACUUUUGGGUAUCCGUACUGGCUCUCUGUCUAGCCCCAUUCAUCUUCAACCCUCAUCAAUUCAGUUUCACGGACUUCAUCAUCGACUAUCGAGAGUUUCUUAGAUGGAUGUGUCGAGGUAACAGUCGUUCGCAUGCUAACUCUUGGAUUGGCUAUUGUCGACUCUCUCGAACACAAAUCACCGGAUUCAAGAAGAAACGACUUGGAUUGCCCUCUGAGAAACUUUCGGCUGAUGUUCCCAGAGCCGGAUGGAAAGUCAUCCUACUCUCACAGAUCCUGGCCCCUACGUUUUUGGCCAUUAUCUUAUCGGUCGCAUACAUGUUUGUCAAGUCCUUUAGCGACCCGCCAGUCAAUGCUUUGCUGCGAUUGGCAAUCGUUUCUCUCGGCCCAGUCGCAUUCAACGCCCUCACUCUGCUUAUCCUAUUCAUGACCUCCCUCUUCUUUGGCCCGGCGUUAUCGACCUGCUGUACAAGGUUUGGAUCCACGAUGGCUGCCAUUGCCCACGUUAUGGGGGUACUCGGGCUGGUUGGGUUCUUUGAGUUUCUGUGGUUCAUUGAACUUUGGAACAUCUCCCAUGCAGUCUUGGGGAUGAUCGCGACGAUUGCGAUCCAGCGAGCAUUAUUUAAGAUGCUGAUAGCCUGCGUCUUGAGUCGUGAGUUCAAACACGAUGAGACUAACAGGGCUUGGUGGACCGGGAAGUGGUAUGGACGUGGUCUUGGUAGUCACGCUUGGUCCCAACCCGUUAGAGAAUUCUUGGUCAAAAUCGUCGAGAUGUCACUCUUUAGUGCAGAUCUCUUGACUUGUCAUUUCAUCAUGAUCCUCUUAUCGAUUCCACUACUAAUCCCAUUCUCCAAUCGAGUACACUCGACCAUGUUAUUAUGGUUGAGACCUAGCAAGCAAAUCCGACCGCCUAUCUUCUCAUUCAAGCAACGCGCCCAACGUCGGAAGAUAGUAGCGAGUUACGGCUUACUCUAUGCGCUCUCGAUCGGAUCUCUAAUCGCCUUGAUCGUCCUUCCGAUCGUCUUCAGGGGGUCGUUAGAUGAAGCUAAUUGUGCAAUUUGUCGCAGCAUUUGAAGAAGGCUGUUUUGGCUGGAUCUUUUCUUUUCUAUCCUCUCCUCUUUUUUACAAUCUUUUCACUUGUGGUUCUCUGUAUGACUCUAAUUUUUUCCCGAUCUCGAUCUCUUCUUAUAGUCCUCCCUGGUUUCUUCGCUUACAUGCUUUAGAGGCCCAAUGUGGUAUUUAAUCUUCGUAGUUAGUCAUCCUCAGUACCUUUCGUUCAGCCAAUUAGUUUACUUAUAUACUCUUAUCAUCUUCAUCAUCAUCCGCUUGUCUAUUCACUCCUUAUCAAUCAACAGCAUAUUAUCUCUUUCUCUCUGUCUCUACUCUUCUCAUUCUUUGUAUUUUUUUCCCUUUGCCUACUUCAUUAUUUUCUCAAUUCAAAAUGAACCAAAAACUCUCCUUCUCCUAUGACUACUACAACUACUACCAACUAGAACUACUAUUACUUACACUAACUACUGAAUAAAUGCAUGUGUUGACUUGUGUUAAUGUUAAUAAUUGUUUGUUUGUCCUCAAAACACCUUUUUUUCCUCUUUUUUUCUUUUCUGAAAAGUAUACUUGUGUCCCUCCAUGCUUUUCCUUUCUUUCAAAUUUUGUUGAGGAAAAAAAUGUGAUCUAUAUGUAUGAAGAUGUAGGUAAUAUGUAGGCAUAUACAUAUAUUGAUAUAAUUUUCCAGAUUUCUUUUUUAGUUGAGCUUCCCUUGUCCUCAAGUUCUGAACCC